Molecule: messenger RNA, 807 nt
Organism: Ixodes scapularis (black-legged tick)
Lineage: Eukaryota; Metazoa; Arthropoda; Arachnida; Ixodida; Ixodidae
Product: serine/threonine-protein kinase pim-1-like
Exons: 2
Coding region: 1-807 (268 amino acids)
Biological process (GO): protein autophosphorylation
Cellular component (GO): cytoplasm
Molecular function (GO): ATP binding; protein serine/threonine kinase activity
Source: RefSeq, a predicted model, not a curated record
AUGUCGACGCGCUACUUACCCAACGUGCUCGGCAUUCACCACCAGAUAAAGGUGAUCUACAGCGUUCAAACGGGUGGCGACGUUCGCAGCAUCCUAAACUUGGCGUACAAUGAUAACGUCUACAUAGAGCGCAAGCUGACCGACGGACAUAUAGAAAAAAUGUUUCUCGGUGACGUAUUCGUGAGCAAAAACGUUUACUGCGUCUAUUCCCUGUACGACUGGUUCAAAAUCGACCGCGGUGGACCAUACGUCAUCGUGACCGAGCGUUCCGAAAACGACGUUACCCUCGCAGACUACCUCGACUGCUACAGACUUCGCGAGCGCGAAGCCAUUCUACUUUUCAUCAAGAUAGUCAGAAUCGUUUACGACUGCUGGCUACUCUUUGGUCUGCUCCACUGCGACGUCAAAGAAGAAAACGUGCUCGUCGACAUCGACACCGGAGACAUCAAGCUCAUCGACUUUGAUUUUGUUCUCCGCGACUCGGACAAACCGAGAACCUCCUUUUGCGGAACUCUCGAAUAUGCGCCGCCCGAAUGGUUCCUAGAGCACGAGUACCUUCCCGAAGCCUCGGCUGUCUGGACUCUGGGUCUCUUAUUCUUUAGACUCCUCUUUCACGAGUAUCCCUUUCGCAGCUUCCAACAGAUACGAGACUUUAGCGAUCUAAACUACAACCCAAUCUUUAUUCGCUAUGAGCACACCUUUUCGCUAAACACUAUUCGGCUCCUGACCAGACUACUGCGGGUCAAGGGCAAGUCUGGCAUGAGGCUAGUCGCCCUCUAUAACGAACUUCGUCUCUUGACAAAGUAA